AGGACACAGGGCCCUCAGCCCCAGUUGGCAAUCCACGUGCUGACCCAGCAGGCGAUCUGCCUCGGGCGUUUUUUCCGUGCCAGUAUCCUUUCCUUCCUGCAAGGCUGGUCCUCCAGAGACCAAAUUGCAUCUCGGCCAAUUGCUUUCAGGCCUGGAAUCAGGGCAAAGGGAGCUGAUGUCCAGAUGGACAUUCACAGUUACCCGAUGGACCACAGGAGCAGCCCUGGCCUGGGGGCCCACACAUCUAUUUCUCCCUGUCCUCUGCUCUGCCCUGGGUCACAGGAGAGCUGACCCCUGCAGGCUGCAUUGUCCCAGCUCCCCUAUACUGGCUUCUGGCAGGACCAGAGCCCCUGCAGGUGCCAUGACUCAGCAGCCCCAGGAGGACUUUGACAGGAGCGUGGAGGAUGCCCAGGCAUGGAUGAAGGCUGUGCAGGAUCAGCUGCAGGUCAAUGACAACACGCAGGGGCCUCGCGCAGCCCUGGAGGCCAGGCUGUGGGAGACAGAGAAAAUAUGCCAACUGGAGCCCGAGGGGCGUGUGAAGGUGGACCUGGUGCUACGGAUGGCCGAAGCCCUCUUGGCAUGCUGCCCUGGGGACCAGAAGCCCGAGAUCCUGACCCAGCUGAAGGACAUCAAGGCCCAGUGGGAGGAGACGGUCACCUACAUGACUCACUGUCACAGCCGCAUCGAGUGGGUGUGGCUGCACUGGAGCGAGUACCUGCUGGCCCGAGAUGAGUUCUACCGCUGGUUCCAGAAGAUGAUGGUCACCCUGGAGCCCCACAUCGAGCUCCAGCUGGGCCUGAAGGAGAAGCAGUGGCAGCUGAGCCACGCCCAGGUGCUGCUGCACAACGUGGACAACCAGGCGGUGCUCCUGGACCGGCUGCUGGAGGAGGCAGCCUCCCUGUUCAACAGGAUCGGGGACCCCAGCGUGGAUGAAGAUGCCCAGAAGAGAAUGAAGGCCAAGUAUGAUGCAGUGAAGGCCAAGGCCCAGGACCGGGUAGAUCUGCUGGAGCAGGUAGCCCGGGAGCAUGAGGAUUACCAGGCAGGCGUGGACGAGUUCCAACUGUGGCUGAAGGCGGUGGUGGAGAAGGUGAAUGGCUGCCUCGGGCGGAAAUGCAAGCUGCCUAUCACACAGCGCCUCUCCACACUGCAGGACAUUGCCAAAGAUUUUCCUAGGGGCGAGCAGUCUCUGGAGAGGCUGGAGGAGCAGUCUGUGGGCGUCAUUCGGAACACCUCUCCUUUGGGUGCAGAGAAGAUCACCGGAGAACUGGAAGAGAUGAGGAAAGUUCUGGAGAAGCUGCGCGCCCUCUGGGAGGAGGAGGAGGAGCGGCUGCGGGGCCUGCUGCAGUCCAGGGGAGCCUUUGAGCAGCAGAUUAAGCAGCUGGAGGCCGAGCUCAGCGAGUUCGGGAUGGUCCUGCAGAGGCUGGCCCAGGAGGGUCUGCAGCCUGCGGCGAAGGCGGGGACCGAGGAUGAGCUGGUGGCCCACUGGAGACGCUACUCGGCAACACGGGCGGCGCUGGCCUCAGAGGAGCCCCGGGUGGACCGGCUGCAAGCCCAGCUGAAGGAGCUCAUUGUCUUCCCCCAUGACCUGAAGCCACUCUCUGACAGUGUCGUCGCUGCCAUCCAGGAGUAUCAGAGCCUGAAGGGGAAGAGUGCCAGGCUGCGCAAUGCUGCAGGGGUGGAGCUGUGGCAGCAUUUCCAGCGGCCUCUGCAGGAUCUGCAGCUGUGGAGGGCCCUGGCCCAGCGGCUCUUGGAGGUCACUGCCAGCCUGCAGGACCUGCCUUCCCUUCACACCUUCCUACCCCAGAUCGAGGCGGCCCUGAUGGAAAGCUCCCGCCUGAAAGAGCCGCUGACAAUGCUGCAGCUGAAGAAAGACCUCCUGAUUGGCAUCUUUGGCCAGGAGAGAGCCAUGGCACUCCUGGAGCAGGUGGCGGGUUCCGUGAGGGACAGAGACCUGCUGCAUAACAGCCUUCUGCAGAGGAAAAGCAAACUGCAGAGCCUGCUCGCUCAGCACAAAGACUUCGGAGCGGCUUUCGAGCCCCUGCAGAGGAAGCUCUUGGACCUCCAAGCCAGGGUCCAAGCUGAGAAGGGGCUUCAGAGGGACCUUCCUGGAAAACAGGCCCAGCUCUCAAGGUUACAGGGGCUGCAGGAAGAGGGGCUGGACCUGGGGGCACAGAUGGAGGCUGCGAGGCCUCUAGUCCAGGAGAAUUCCAACCACCAGCACAAAAUGGACCAGCUUUCCUCCGACUUCCAGGCCCUGCAGAGGUCUCUGGAGGACCUUGUGGACAGGUGUCGGCAGAGCGUGGAGGAGCACUGCACCUUCAGCCACCAACUGCUGGAGCUGCGGCAGUGGAUCGCCGUGACCACGCAAAAGCUGGAGGCACACCGGGGAGAGGCUGGCCCGGGGGAUGCUGAGUCCCAAGAGGCCGCGUUUGAGAGGCUGGUGGCAGAAUUCCCGGAGAAGGAGGCCCAGCUGUCCCUGGUGGACGCGCAGGGCUGGCUGGUGAUGGAGAAAUCUUCUCCGGAGGGUGCUGCUGUGGUGCAGGCGGAGCUCAGGGAGCUGGCAGAGUCGUGGCAGGCCUUGAGGCUGCUGGAAGAAAGUCUGCUGAGCCUCAUCAGAAACUGGCACCUGCAGAGGACGGAAGUGGAUUCAGGGAAGAAAAUGGUUUUCACCAACAACAUCCCGAAGUCAGGAUUUCUCAUCGACCCCAUGGAUCCUAUUCCCAGGCAUCGUCGACGGGUAAAUCUUGUCCAGGAAGAAGAAGGGAGCCAUGAAGAUUUCUCCCAGCUCCUGAGGAACUUUGAGCAGUGGUUGCAGGUGGAAAAUUCCAAGCUGGUUAGAAUCAUCGCAAUGAGGACUUCUACAGCCGAGGACUUGAGGACCAGAGAAUCAAAGCUGCAGGAGCUGGAGGCUCGGGUGCCAGAAGGUCAGCAUCUCUUUGAGCAUCUCCUUCGUCUCGGGCCAGCAAGGGGGACCUCGGAUAAGCUGGAAGAUCUGCGCUACCAGUGGAUGCUGUACAAGUCCAAGCUGAAGGACUCCGGCUACCUGCUGACACAAAGUUCUCCAGGGGAGCCGACUGGAUUCCAAAAGACUCGGCGGUGGCGAGGACUGGGCUCCCUCUUCCGGAGGGUGUGCUGUGUGGCGCUCCCACUGCAGCUGCUUCUGCUGCUGUUCCUCCUCCUGCUGUUCCUGCUCCCCAUCAGGGAAGAGGACCGCAGCUGCACCCUGGCCAACAACUUCGCCCGCUCCUUCACGCUCAUGCUGCGCUACAAUGGCCCGCCACCCACCUAACCCGCUGGGGCACACAGGUGACUUUGUUCUCCAACCUCCAGCAGUCCCAGGGCCCCUCCUGAGGAUGCCCGCCAGGGAAACUGGAAACAGGGGCAGGCCAAAGACUGCAGAGCUGCAUCCAUAUCAGUGCUGUGUCAGCAUUCCCAGAACAGACUUACUUUUUAUACAGUGUUGUCUUAGUCUAUUUAUACCAAAUGUGUACUACAUGUGACUAGGGAACAAUGUCUAGAAUUUUUAUAUGAUCUGUAUGUAAAUGCUCAGUAUGUAUUGUUUCAUAUAUGAGGUCUAUCUGGAGUUGGGAAGAUUCCUAGCAGUGUCUCCCUCCAAUGGGA
This is a messenger RNA of Macaca mulatta (Rhesus monkey), 3621 nucleotides long. RefSeq names its product spectrin repeat containing nuclear envelope family member 3 (gene SYNE3). NCBI's taxonomy places the organism in Eukaryota, Metazoa, Chordata, Mammalia, Primates, Cercopithecidae. The record is from RefSeq and is a predicted model, not a curated record. Gene Ontology annotation, cellular component: meiotic nuclear membrane microtubule tethering complex; cytoplasm; nuclear outer membrane. Gene Ontology annotation, biological process: nuclear migration. Gene Ontology annotation, molecular function: actin filament binding.